GGGUUUAACGUCGGGAGAAUUGUGUUUCUGCGGAAACACUGUAACAGAAACUUCUGUGUCGGAAGGACUUUGUGAUCUAACAUGUCAAGGAAAUGCGCUAGAAAGUUGUGGGUCAGAAAAUGGCUACAUAAACAUUCAUGAGUUAUCAGCCACAGAGUUGUCCGGUCUGACCAUUCAGUGUCCAGGGGUUGUUGAGACUUAUCAAAGCAUCACGUUCACUUUUAAUGUGACCGGAGGUGACGUUGUUACUAUUUCUGGUAGCCUUACAGAUGGUAAUAAGCAUUUCACCCUGGCCUCCAAUGUCUUAACAUUACAAGAUAGCAUACAAACACCCGGUACAUCUGUUAUUAAGGCGUAUGCCUCGGACAGCAUGAAUCUCACAGUGAAAGCCAGUGCUGUUAUAUAUGCCCAGACGCGUGUUAAAGGCGUUAUUUUAGAAUGUCCUCCAGUAGUGGUGAGUGAAAUCAGAUUUGACUGCUUUCUGACAAUAUCCCAGGGAACCAGUCUAACUGUACAGGCUGACCUCGGAGAUGGAACAAUUUUACCCCUUAAAGUGCCAGAUUGUCCAAGUGUAACGGCUGGAAUGUCAUCAGGUUUUGUAUCAGGGGAGACUAGCCCAGGGGCUUCUCUACUGUACUUGGUAUCUGGAGCUCAGUUUAGACAGAAUGGAACAAUUGUUGGCUUUUCUUACACAGCAACAGUCGCUGGAACUAUCAUUGUGCAGGUGUACAGACCUAACUGUUCCAACAUUGGCGAAGCAUUUUGUCAUAAGUCUUACUCGUGUAUCUCCGUCAAUGCCUCAUGCUUCCAUCAACCAAUCGGAGAGCACUGGAAACACCGCUGUGGUGCAGGUGCUAUUUAUAGCAUAGCAAAGAGGUACUGUGUGGAUCUGGCUACAGGACAAAGGGUAGAGAACACAACCAAUAAAGCAAAUUUUGGGAGAUUUAGUCUUGCUGGAGAGGUUUCAGUUGUUAUCACAGAAACAGGACAUAAAUUUUAUCAGGUUCCAGACAGUGAUUUACUGAGUGUACAAGCUGGAGACUUUCUCGCUGUUAAAGAAGAAUCGGCUUCUCUUCAAAUUAUCAACACAACCACCUCAGCAUAUGAAUACUACUUUGAUGUUGAUGCUGAUAAUACAUGGGGAGACAGGGCGACCAACGGUUAUUUGCUGACGUUUUCAAGCAGCGACCCAAUACUUUCUGCAGCACAUGCUAUACGUGCACACCUCGUACAGCCUGUGAGGCUAAAGUUCAGACAUACCUAUGUAGAGAAUGGUAUCAAUAUAAGAAAUGUAACGGUGACCGCUGCAAACAAUAUAUCCUCGCUGUCUAUCAACGGAAGUAUCGAACUACAGGGCAUUAUCCAGAAUGUCACAAUACUGCACAACUAUACUGCAGCUAUGACCAACUUUUCUUUUGGACUUUGGAUACCACCCCACCCUGGUUCUGAUGUUAUGUACUACUGGGACUUUGAUGAUGGUAAUACAAGUGUUGGUACCAAUAAAUCACUGGAGUAUAUAUGGACAACAGCCGGGGUCUACAAUGUUACAGUACUAGCUGUAAACGAUAUCAGCUCCAGUGCUGCUUAUGUGAUAUUGAUAGUACAAGAUGAAAUAAGAAAUCUGACUGCAGAGACUGAAGGCAUAGCUGCUGUAAAAGAUAUACCCAUUUUCUUCACUUGGAAUAUCACCCAAGGAAGUGACGUAAAUUAUGUAGCUGACAUGGGUGAUGGUACCAUAUUUAACUUCACAUACCCGUAUCUAACAUUGAAUGAAACAACAAAUUGUACAAGUGCUAACAUCACAUCAAACUGUUCUACAGAUAUAGUGAACGCUUCAAUCACAGAUUUGACAGUUAAUUUAUGGUACAGUUACACAAGCACAGGACAUUACACUAUACAGAUACAAGCUUCUAAUCUUGUUUCAUCACUAAAUGUAAACUUAACCCUGAUCAUCGAAGUAGUUAUUGAAAAUUUUACAAUUCAAGCGAUUGAUCCAAUACCGUACGGUCAGUUGAGUACCAAUUUAAUUCUUGGUGUAGAUGCUGGCUCAGACAUGAACGUUACUGUCACAUUUGGCAACACAACUUUAGCCACGGCGUAUAUCCUUGACAACGGUGCCGGUUUGGCAGUGAUACUAUUUUCAGAUUACUACGGUUACGGGUUCUACGAAGUCUUUGGUAAUGUCACUAACUUAGUGAGCCCAGUGCAUAAUUUUACGACAGGUGUCUGGGUUGACUAUAUGAUAAAAAAUUUGACAGUUAUGAUUGAUCGUUAUUUUUACCCUGUUCUUGAGGUAACAACACUAGUUGUUGAAAUGGCCUGGUGCUCACGAUUCAAUACAACAGUUAUCUAUGGCGAUGGCACACCAGACUUCUUUUUGUACAAAGACCUCUUGUUAGCCCCAGAUAAUGUGACUGCUACCCAUGGCUAUGCUUUGCCUGGAACGUAUCAGUUAUUUUUAGAAAUAAACAAUCCAGUUGAUUACUUUAAUGAUACCUUUAACAUUCUUGUACAAUAUCCAGUUACUAACGUGGAAACAACCUCCACCACGCCACAUGUUUUAAUUUUCGGUUCAUCCGUUUCUGUCCCUUUCAACCUAACAUUCCUUGGGGGUGUUGAACCUGCAACUGACGCUAGUAUAACUGUAGACUUUCAGGAUGGUGUGGUCUCAGUUGAUCCAUUCAACGUAACGGAUCAGGAUCCGGUUGUAUUUGCCAUGUUGCAUCCUUACACAGCAGCUGGGACAUACAAUGUAUCGAUAAACGUUUCUAACCUAGUUAGCUGGACCACAUUUUAUGAAGUCGUUGAUGUUGAUGAAGAAAUAGUUGACCUUGAGUUGACCUUUGAUCCAAUGUUUGUUAUAACAAAUGAGCAUUCAACCAUCCAGGCAUCUAUGAUAGGAGGUACAAGGUCUUUAUGCGUUUGGAAUUUUCAGGAUGGUCUCCCUAAUCAUUUGGAGGCUUGUUCUAGGUCAAAUCCUGCUUCUGUGAACCAUAUAUUCACUAGCCCAGGCGUAUUUAAUGUCCAUCUAUAUGCCAACAACACUGUGAACUUCCAGUCAACAUACUCUGCAACAGGGCCAAUUAUUGUGCAGCAUCCCGUUGUUGCUUUCCGCACCCUAUGUUUGCAGAAUGUCAGUUAUAUCGGCCAUCCAUUUACUGUAGAUUACUCUAUUACUAUUACAUUUGAACUAAGAAUUGACAACAGGUAUCUGCUUCCAACAAAUGCUUCAUAUCAGAUAGAUUUUGGAGAUGGAAUUUUAUCAUCUGUUCAACCUCUACCAACAACUCCACUCACUGUCAAUCACGCCCCAAAUGAGGACCUCAUGCUCAAGGUAGAUCACACAUAUACAAGGGGAGAUAACUAUUCGAUUGAUAUCACAAUCUGGAAUCUUGUAAGUCAAGUGACAUAUUCAGAUACUUUUGACAUUUAUGAAGGCAUAUCAAACUUACAAGUACUGGUUUAUGAUUAUGAUGAAGUAACAAAUAUCAAAAAGGCUGGAGGCGGUCUGAAUUAUGAUUAUUUUGCUCGGGAACACUAUGUAUGGUUCCAGGCCAUGUUUGAUCGAGGAAGUCACAUGACUUUUAACUGGAUAUAUGAUGAUACAACUAGUGACAGCAUAUACUAUCGAGACUACAGCUUACAUACUUAUUCCAAUACUGGUUCUUACUAUGUGCAGCUUCAUGCCUCCAAUGUUGUUAAUACCGCUAAUGUCAAUGUGUCGAUCCAUGUUCACAAUAGUUGUAUGGGCAUAGCUAUAUCAGCUAAUACGCCAAGGUCAAAGAAUACAACAUUUGAUUUUCCUGUUUAUCCUGGUAACAUAGCAACAGAUGGUUGCUAUAUGAUAGAUUUCGAGGAUGAAACUGCGACUCCAAGUCGUUAUCAGUUCUUUGGUGAUUAUUCGUAUUGUACAACGAUCCCUGAAUGGGCCACAUUGCUUGCUGAAAAUGUUGGUCACUUUGUUCACUUGUCAUCAAGUGAUUGGGAAAACAGGCAAAACUUUUACCUCUCCCAAACUACAACUACAACUUUAAGUACUUCCUCUUCUUCUGCAUCAACAACGUCACCUUCCUCUACAACAUCUGUGUCAACAGGCAGUUCAACAACUUCUACAACAACAUCAACUACAACUACAUCAACCACCAAUAUGACAACAGUGUCAUCAACUACCAAUAUGACAACAGUGUCAUCGUCAACAACAACUGUGUCAUUAACAACUACGACAGCUACACCAGAGUUUAUUGCUAAAUGGAAUGAAACUAUACAAACAAAAUAUAUGGAACCAGGGCUAUAUGAUGCAACUUUGACGUGUAAGAAUCGUGUAUCUGAGGAAACAAAUGUAUGGAGGACAGGGGUCACCAAAGGUCCAUGUUGGUGGCCCUAUGUCAAUGUGACGGCUCCUAACGAGUGCGAGGAACCAUUUUGUGACUCAGAACAUCCUGAUAUGAGGACAACAUACAGAUCAGAAAAGCUUGUUGUAUAUUCAGAUGUGAAAAUAAAUUGUACAGCAACAAAAAUAGCCUACUACUGGUGGAGAGUUUUCAAGCAAAAUCUUGAAUGGGGGAAUGAAACUGAAGUAACAGAUUUGAAGGGUGCAGAUGUUUUCUCAAUUGGAGCAAGAAAUUUGAUUCUUGAAGGUAAUACAUUAGAAUAUGGCCUGUACCGUUUCUGGUUGAACACAAGCAUGGACGAAGUAAUGGGAAUGUAUACUACAGAUAAUGUCUAUAUUAGAGUGAUUGCGACCCCAAUAGUUGCUGGAAUUGCAGGUGGGGAAUUUAUAAUGCGACGUUGGGGUGACUUGGUGCCUUUGGUGAUAGAUGGAGGGUUAUUCUCAAUUGAUCCCGACGUGGAAGACCCCAAUGAUAAAACUGGAAUAGAGUUUAUAUGGCUAUGUAGAAGACUGUGUGAAGAAUGGCCUAGAAAGUUUGAUGAAGAUUACAAUGUCAAACAGUCGAUGUUGUCAAACAAUUGUACGUACCAGGAUCCUUCUGACAGAGGAUGUAACAAAAUUGAUGGCUUUGAUUCUUCUGGACGCAUUGUGAAUGCAUCAGGACCUGUUAUCUCGGUCAUGACAGGUGAAAUGUAUGAAUCAGACUCGGUAGAAAUACGUCUGGUUGUGAGAAAAGAUGGCCGAAAAGCAGAGGCUGUUCAGGAAGUAUACAUUGCAGCCGGUGACCCACCUGUAUUUGGUCUUGAAUGCGUUACAAAUUGUGGUCCGCGUGUUAAUCCAGAUAGCAGAUAUGGUUUGAGGUCUGUAGUUGAUGGAUGGACAAGGGGUGUAUAUUUCUAUUACAUCUGGAAGCUGUAUGGAUCAAAUGGGAUACGUAGUACACGUUCUGAGAUUCCUCACAGUGCUUGGGAGCUAUAUACAAGCACUGGCAUUGCGGGACCAAAUAUGGCCAUCUUGCCAAACUACCCCUUUCCAUCUGCAUAUCCAUAUUUUGAGCUGUCCCUGAAAAUCUGGAGAUGGGGACAGUCAGAAACAAAUCAUGGAAUUGCUGAGAAACGGUUUUCGUUGAACAAGAAACCUUUUUGGGGAGCAAUGGAGAUAUCACCUAGCAGUGGGGUGGAAUACGAGACUAAGUUCUAUGUUAGAGGGUAUAAUUUCAAUGACACGGAUGAUGGCUUAUCUUUUAGAUACAAAUUCGGAUAUCGACUUGACAAUAAUUUGCCAAUUACAUGGUUUUAUGAAGGAACAAUCGAUAAUAAUGGUGGAAAGGAAGCUCCUUUUCCUGCUGGGCUCGACUCAAGAAAUAACAGAGUUGAUGUUAUUGUACGUGCCUAUGAUCGAAGUGGGGCAUUUAAAGAUGUCUGGAGCUUUGUAACUGUUACGGCACCAGAUUCUAGCACAGUUUCCGACAUGUUGGUUAAUGCAACACAAGAUGGAGGUCUGAUUGACAAUCUCUUUGUCGGUGCUGAUGUCAAGGUCGCACCAGUCAGUAACGUUAUAGCAAAGUUUCUGAAUGAGGAGGCAAAUACUGAAAUGUCAACAAAUAUUACUACAACUACACCAACAAGUGUAAGUACCACGGAUAAUGUGACAGCUGCCCAACUUGCCAGUCAAGAGGAAGGCAGAGCUAGGCGGGAAAAGACACGAGAAGCAAUAAUGUUUGGUUUUGAGCGUAUUGCCCCGACAACACUGGAGGAGAUGCAGACAACAAGUGCUGCCCUCGCAACUUUAGCUGAGAAAGAAAAUGAACUAUCAAUAUCAUCCCAGGACAGUGCUAAUAUAGUGUUGGAUAAUUAUGCAAAGGUGCUUGAAAGAGAGGUUUAUACGUCAGCAGAUGACAGGGAAGAAGCUGCGUUCACGCUUAUUGAUGUCAUUGGUAAGAUGGCUCAAGGAGCAGGUUACCUGGCUGACAAGGCCAACAAAAGAAUCAGCGACUUAGCUGCAGCCAUGAUUGCAGAAACAGCUGCAAACUGGUACAACAACAACAACGCUCGCACCUACAACCCACCAUGUCAGUUAAGUGAUGACAAAAAAAUGGCCAGAAAAAAUACGCAAUGGGCAAAGGAAGCUGGACUGAAGUUAGAGAAGACACUUCAGAAAGUAAUUGAUAUCGUCUCCAAUUACAAAGUGGCUGGUGAAAGCAAUAUGAAGUUAGACACGCCAAAGAUGACUGUGACUGUUGACAAAAAACUAACACAGAAUAUAAAUGAUGGUAAGGAAAGCAGUUCUCUAGCAGAUACAGACAGAGCUGCAUUACUGGUACUGAUCAAAUAUAGAAAUGACUCUGGACUUGAAAUGGAAGUCAAAGACUUAGAGCAAGACUUUGAUGUUUUUAUUGAUCGAGAAUCUUUUAUGUCGGACUCUUCUAGUAUUGAUUCACUGACGAGGGAGUGGCGAGACAACAUGGUCCUUGUUCCGCCAAACAGCGCCUUAUCUUUAUCUGUGACACAAUUAUACAAUCUCACUGGAUCUUCUCUCGCACAAGGUGAUAAUUCAACCAAUAGUACGCUAGAAGACGAUGUAAUCAUAGAAACUGAAAAUGUUACAUUUUAUGUGUUUAUAAGGGCAUAUGAAGAGCCUACGAUUACUAAGUACGAUUAUAAUUGUGUACUGCCACUGACAAAUGAAACAUUAGUAGAAAUGAUGUCCUACAUGGAUGCUGUGUCUUACGAAAAUGAUACAUCGGAUGAGCGAUCUUCCUUUAUCACAGAAACACCAAACAAAUGGAUUUGCUUCUUCAGCAAUGAUGUUCUUAAUGUGAGCGAGACCACUUUGUUUAACAUCGGUGUGAAGCAUACGGCACCGGAUGCCGACAUACCAAUUGUACUGGAUCUAAAUGAGACUACAACAACUACCACUACCACAACAACUACCACCACCACAACAACUACCACCACCACAACCACUACUACCACCACUUUACCACCAUGUACAACAACACUUGAUCCUAGGGAGUCUUGCUCGAGGAAAGAUGCAGAGAAGGGAAAAUGUUCGAGAGAGAGACAAGAGCCGCUCGGUCUCAAUCAACCAUGUAGUAUUGUAGAAGCAACAAAGAAAACAAAAGCGCCUAAAGGUCCAACAACCACCCCGGCUCCACCAAAGUAUAAACCAGCUCUUUAUCAGAUAAAUUUCUUCACAACAUACUGUGUAUGGUGGGAUCCUAAAUUUGACAUGUGGCAAGCUGAUGGGUGCAGGGUCGGUCCGUUAACAGAACCAGCUCGUAUACACUGUCUGUGUAACCAUUUGACAGCUUUUGGGGCCGGUUUUGCUGUACCCAUGAACACUGUUAAUUUGAAUGAUUCAGCGUUCUCUAAUCUUGACUCCAAUCCUAUUGUGUUUGCAACAAUGGUAUCCAUGAUGUGUUUGUACCUUUUACUGCUGAUAUGGGCAAGAAAGAAAGAUAAAAGAGAUGCGAUAUUGGCCGGAAUUUCUCCACUACCAGAUAAUGAUCCCAGAGAUAAGUACCUGUAUGAGAUUACUUUGUAUACUGGCUCCAGACGAGGUGCAGGCACAAGUUCUAAAGUGUCCUUUAUCAUCACCGGUGACCUUGAUGAAACAGCAGCUCGAGCUGUAGAGGAUGAUCAGCGAAUCAUUCUUGGCCGCAGCAGCGUGGAUUCAUUUGUAAUGGCUGUACCAAGACCUCUUGGUAAUUUGACCCAUCUUAGGUAUUAUAUUUACAUCAUUCUUUGUUUACACAUACAUUGUAUGAUUGACCGUGUCAUUCCUAUUGCUGGAAAGGCUGAGCUUACAAACUUCAGCUUCUUGUUCUGGUCAAAAGCCAAAACCAACUUAACAGACGGUCAUUUAUGGUUCAGUAUAUUCCAACGCCCUGCGAAGAGUAAUUUCACCUGUGUGCAACGCCUCACUUGUUGUCUUUCACUGAUCUUCUGUUCUAUGUGCGCAAGAGCUUCACCUCCUUUCACCAAUGCAAGCUUGUCUAAUAGUUUACCACCUUACACCAAUGCAAGCUUGUCUAAUAGUUUACCACCUUACACCAAUGCAAGCUUGUCUAAUAGUUUACCACCUUACACCAAUGCAAGCUUGUCUAAUAGUUUACCACCUUACACCAAUGCAAGCUUGUCUAAUAGUUUACCACCUUACACCAAUGCAAGCUUGUCUAAUAGUUUACCACCUUACACCAAUGCAAGCUUGUCUAAUAGUUUACCACCUGACACCAAUGCAAGCUUGUCUAAUAGUUUACCAGCUUACACCAAUGCAAGCUUGUCUAAUAGUUUACCACCUGACACCAAUGCAAGCUUGUCUAAUAGUUUACCAGCUUACACUAAUGCAAGCUUGUCUAAUAGCUUUCACCUUACACCAAUGCAAGCUUGUCUAAUAAUGUCGAGAUAUGAAGAUUUUUGGAACUGGACAGGAAAUGUACUUGUGAAUGGACUAUAUAAUCGAGAGUUUUACAAUGGUGAAAUAUACACUGAAUCUCUGAUUGUGGAUAGACAGUCGUUGUUGGUAGGCGGCGCUAGACUUCGACAAGUGCGAAUUCAGUCUCAUUUAUGUGAUGCACCGAUGAACUAUCUUAUGUAUCAUUGUGAGAAGGGCUAUUCUGUAUUGAGAGAGGACCAAGAUAACUAUUUACCUGGCUGGGAACCAGUAGAUCUUACAAAGUGGUCACAAGUUCCAAAUACAUACUAUACAUACAGAGGUUGGGAUGAACUAGAUGGCUACCCCUAUGUGGGACAGUUUGGUACAUAUGGUGGAGGUGGAUAUGUAGCUGAGCUUGGUACUGAUAAAUCUACAGCAGAAGGUGUUCUACAAUUCCUACAGAAUACGAGCUGGAUUAACUCGAAUACCCGAGCCAUUAUUGUCGAGUUUAAUUUGUACAACCCAAAUUUGAAUCUUUGGGGCGUCUGCAUGUACCUGAUGGAGUUUAUUCAAACUGGAGGAUUGGAGAUGAGUCCCAAGUGGCAUAUAUUACGUUUAGAUCGCUAUAUUGGGCCAUUCAUGUAUUUUGUUAUGGCAAUGGAAUUUAUAACAAUAAUGUUUGUAAUAUACUUCACUGUGAGAGAGAUCAGGCAAAUGAGAGCCAAAAGACUUCAAUAUUUCAAGGAGUUUUGGAACUGGUGGGAACUUGGAUGUUUGGCACUGCUGUAUGCAAUUAUUAUACUAUUUAUAUACAGAACUGUUAUAAACACUAGCAAGAUGAAUGAUGUUAGUGACAACACUGAUGCCUUCACAAAUCUUCACUAUGCUGUGCUUCUUGAUGAGUUAUGUGGAUAUAUGAUAGCUUUUCUGGUGUAUAUGUACACAAUCAGAUUUAUCCGUCUGCUGAGAUUCAACCGGAAAAUUUCAGUACUUGGUGACACCCUGAUGCAUGUUGGGAAGCCUAUAGUCAAUUUCAUGAUUGUGUUUAUAGUCGCAUUCUGUGCCUUUGCAAUGACAGCAUACAUAUUCUUCGGCAGAAAUCUACGAACAUUUAGAAACUUUGUGACUACCUUGGAAACACUCAUCUCAAUGAUGUUGAAUAAGUUUGAUUAUGCUUCAAUGAUGGCCGAGACAAAGGUGGUCGGCCCAGUGAUGUUCGGAUUUUUCUGUCUCGUCUUCAACAUUAUCCUGAUCAACUUCUUUAUAACCGUCAUUCUUGAGGGAUUCACUGCCGUCAGAUAUGAUAAAAACAAGCAGUCUAAUGAAUACGAGAUCGUAGAAUUUAUCACAAGGCGUGUGAAGAUGACCCUUGGUGUUGGGCAACUGAAAAAGAAAACAAAGUCUAAGGGUGUCACCAGUGAUCCCAGGAAAAACCAAUUUGUUUAUGUUGAGAAACUUACACCAGAAAUGGAGAAGAUUAAUGAGCUGGAUGGUAAAGUUGAUAUAAUGAUAAACAAGCUAGAGGAUCUGACAGAUGUGGCACAAGAACAGGAAGAACUCAAAGAUGAAAUUGAACUAUGUAAACGUAGGAAGAAGAUUGUCAUUGGCUGAUUAUGAAAUAUUGUCAUUGGCUGAUAAUGAAAUAUAGACAUGGAUUACACUAAAUUAUACAUUUUAAUACAAUCUUUUUGUUUACUACUUUAUUUAUUUAUUUUUCAUUUGAAAGAAAUAAUGUACAUUAUGUUCUUUUUGUAUAUGGAUUUUUUUUAUUCAUACAUUAAAUUUCUGUCCAGACCUUUUUAAGUCAGUUAAAAGUACAGUGUUCCUAUAAUCUAAUUGCAUUGAUAUACACAGGUAAAAAAUCACAAAGAAACUCUUUGGAAAAAACUGUUUAAUUAACUGUUUAAAAACUCAAAAUAAAAAAGGAGCACAUUUGACAGUGUAAGUUAUAAUAUUAAUUGUUAAAUAUUUGUUGGUUAUAUUUUAACAAGCUUAGAUUGUAAUUAAGACAUGUUGAAAAUUAAUACAUGUAUAUAUAUUUUUUUGCAUACUAAAUUUUGGCAUACUGUAUCUUUAAUUUAAAAAAAAAUGUUCUGUUUGCAUUUUUUAAUCAUAACUCCCCCUUGCUGUGCUCAGUAUUUAUUAACUUCUUCAUGAUCUGGUCUCGUAUGUUUGACAUUUGACUUUCUUUACUACUAAAUCGGUCAGUAAAUCUUUUAUGAAAACAAGGACUUGUUACAAUACUUGAAAUCUGUUGAAAUAUUCAAAAGUGAAAUUUAAUCUUAAGUAUUGUUAACAAGAGAUUUGGUUAUUAUGAAGUAUCGAAUAACACACAUAGGUUGUAAUUAUUUUGUUUAAGUAUCUGAUAACAGUUAGAAUUAUAUUUUACCUGAUUUAUUUUGCUCAGUUGUUCUUUUAUUAUUUCAUAUUAUUUUGUAUAAUUUUUUUGACAGCAAAAUUGCUUUUUUAUGUAUGGUCAUUUUUAUUUCAAUAAAUAGUUAAA
This is a messenger RNA of Ruditapes philippinarum (Manila clam), 11270 nucleotides long. RefSeq lists its product as uncharacterized. The transcript is spliced from 43 exons. The record is from RefSeq and is a predicted model, not a curated record. Gene Ontology annotation, biological process: detection of mechanical stimulus. Gene Ontology annotation, molecular function: calcium ion binding; calcium channel activity; protein binding. Gene Ontology annotation, cellular component: membrane. The coding region runs from base 371 to 10378 and encodes 3335 amino acids. Lineage: Eukaryota; Metazoa; Mollusca; Bivalvia; Venerida; Veneridae.